AUAUCUGGUCAUUUUAUUUCUCCUUUAGGCGUAGUUUGGGUGUCGUUAGAAAGUUGACAGGGAAGCGGAACUAGCGAGCUAGCUGGACGUUAGCUAGUUACAAGUUUCUCCCUCUUCUACGGAUCUACCGCAGAAUACAUGAGAAACUCCGCAACGUUUUAAACAAUGCCACAACAUAUUGAGCUCGGGGCCACCGGCGGAGCUGCUAAACAGGAGAGCACCAACAUGGACGACAUGACCGUGGAGCAAAUGGCUGUCAGAGCCAACCAGCUGACUGAUGAGUCACUGGAAAGCACAAGGAGGAUGCUACAGCUGGCAGAGGAGAGCCAACAGACUGGCAACAAAACCAUGGAGAUGCUUGACCAUCAAGGAGAGCAACUGAGGAAUGUGGAUAAAGGCAUGGACCAGAUCAACCAGGAUAUGAGACAGGCUGAGAAACACCUGACCGACCUGUCCAAAUGCUGCGGCCUGUGUAUCUGCCCCUGCGACAGAGUGUCGUCCAUUGAGAACGACUCACGCUACAAACGCACAUGGGGCACCGGUGAGGUGGAAGGCGAAGGAAGAGAUUCAAAAGUUGUCUCAAGGCAGCCUUCAGGUGUUCGCAAUGGCCAAGCCCCCCAGGUCAACGCCCCGCAGCAAUCGGGCCCAUACAUCAAUAGAGUAACUAAUGAUGCAAGAGAGGAUGAAAUGGAGGACAACCUUCAGGCAGUUGGCGGCAUCAUCGGUAACCUGAAAGACAUGGCGCUGAAUAUGGGCAACGAGAUCGACAAACAGAAUGUCGUGAUUGAUCGUAUCAACGAUAAGGCGGACAUGAACAAACUGCGCAUCGACGAGGCAAACCAGCGAGCUAACAAGCUCAUCAAAUAGACAAGGAAUCUAUCUGCUAAUCUUAUACAUCCACUUUGAGCCUAUUUUGCAACACACAUGCACAUUGUAUAUGUCUGCACCUGCACAAACACACCAAGAUAGAAAAAAAAAAAAAAAGGAAAUUGGGUUUAAAGACAUUUUCCCAGCAGUGUGCCUUUGACACAGUCUGCUAAUCAAUGUUAAUAGCUUAUGCAGGAGCAUCUGAAGCAGAGUGGGAAUCAGAAACUGAACCAAAGAGGAAGUGAUUGACCACUCAUCGCUGCGGUUUGAUACCAAAUAUCCACCGGGCCUGUGGCAGCUUAACAUCCACCGUGAGGGAAGGAGCUCAGGUCGUCAGCUUUCCCCACUAUCUGUGUGUGAGUGUGUGUGCUGUGAAAUAAACGGCCAAGGUCACUGAUCCACGCUGAAAACUGUAGUUAAGAGAUAUAACAGGAAAAGUCAAUUAGAAAUAUAGCACUCGAAUCCAAGGUUAAAUAUGUAAUAAAGUUCAAUGUGUGGCAUAUUGUUUUCGUCUGAAACGCCAAUUUGAUUAACAGCCAAGCAGACAUGGUUGGAGAAUAAAGCUGUCUAGUUUAACUUGGUUCCCAUGUUGUGUUUGCUAUUUCAGAUGCGCAGGUGUACCCCAAUGAAACGUCUAUAGAGCAGCAUUCAUUUCAUUCAGAAAGUGACCCUCAAAACACAGUGUGGUAUAUUCCACUUUCAACCAUUAUAACAAACGUCCUUGUGUUCCUUUUGCUUAAUUGGGAAAGACUAUACUAAUCACUCAGUAUGCAGUCAUUCGAUAUAGAUAAAAAAAAAUAUAUAAGAUUUAGCUAAAACAUACUUUCAAAUAUAUAACUUGUGUAACGAGUGUCACUUUCUGACUUGAAUGAUUAGAAACACCCCUUUGAUGAAACAAUGCUUCAUUGAGAUGCACCUGUAAAUGCUAUUUCAAAGAACCAUUUGAAUCCCAAAUGUGCCUUUUGGAGUGAAUCAGAACAAAUCUUUUCAUGCUGGAAUUAAAAACCUUUCCUAUAAAUACGUCAGAUGCUUCAGAUUGAGGGAGACUUGAGGUUUUUGUAUAAAUAUGACUAUAUCCUGUGAGAAGCAUUACAUACAAAUCACUCAUUAAUUUAUUUGUUCCUAAAGCAUUUAGUCUAAUAUCAACACUGAAUCUGGGGAAAGGAUGACAGGAUGUUCCAUUAAACCAUCCGCUGUCUUACAUUUAUCUUUAGGUUUUUUUUGUUUUGUUUUUUAUAGGUUUUCUUCUUAGAUUACAGUGUUGAUGUAAAUAUGAAAUAUUCUGUAACUGUUUAUCUGCCUGUUAUUCUCUCAAUCCAACAACAUUUUUUCAUCUUGGUAAAUAUUUAUCACUUUCAGAUACAAAAUAACAAACUCCUUCAUAAAUCAGUUAAAUCAAUAAACUUCCCUCGAUGUUCUGUAAUCCCACCAUCUGUAAACAUAAAAAAAAAAACAAAUGUUCAGUCCUGAAGCACAUUUGUAAUUUAUAUAUAUUGUUUUUUCUCCUGUCAUUUGGGCAUUGUUUCUGUUUUAGGGGAUAUUCUGUAGCUUAGUGAGACUUGCCGUUUAUUUUUUUUAAGGUAUAUGAUGAUAUAAUCCCAAAUACUGUGUUGUAACAGUGGUAUUACUGAAGCUCCCGUCUUUCUGUUUUAGCAGACAGCUGCAGUAAAUGUUCCACCUCACCAUAAAAUACAUCAUCUUAAUAUUUCUUUGUCUAACAGCUAGGCUGAGGAAUUACAGCUGGCAGCAGGACGCAUGGAUAUACACAGCAUGUAAAUGAGUUAAUUAAGGGGUAAAGGCCGAAUGUAUCUGCUGGUUCCUGUCAUGUUCUCACUGGGUACAGAGCGGCUAAUGAUGGUAGCGCUGAACCUGUUUCCCAUCAACAUCUUCUGGCUUAUUUGUUAUGAAAAACAGACAAUGGUCUGUCUGCUUGGCUGCAGGCAGGCGCCUGCGUUUGUAAAGGUCGAUAUUGACUUGUUUAGUGCUUUGUGAAGAGAUAAGCGAUCAUCUUCAUCCUGUUAAUGUAAAAUUAACAUCUAAUUAGUCUAUAACUGCCUUGCAACCAUCUCUUCUUCGUGUCACCAACAGCUACUGGAAUGUAAAGCAACAUUUGUUUAUUUUUAAUGUGUAUGCAGCUUGACUUUGGAAAACAUUGACUGUUUAAAAUGUAUUUCAUCUUUUCUUCCCCUUUCUGUCCCUAUCCAACUGUUUAUACUCAAUAAACUAAACUCUGAAGUUCA
Molecule: messenger RNA, 3107 nt
Organism: Cyprinodon tularosa
Lineage: Eukaryota; Metazoa; Chordata; Actinopteri; Cyprinodontiformes; Cyprinodontidae
Product: synaptosomal-associated protein 23-like
Exons: 8
Coding region: 166-867 (233 amino acids)
Biological process (GO): exocytosis; synaptic vesicle fusion to presynaptic active zone membrane; synaptic vesicle priming
Cellular component (GO): plasma membrane; SNARE complex
Molecular function (GO): syntaxin binding; SNAP receptor activity
Source: RefSeq, a predicted model, not a curated record